Molecule: messenger RNA, 1326 nt
Organism: Thlaspi arvense
Lineage: Eukaryota; Viridiplantae; Streptophyta; Magnoliopsida; Brassicales; Brassicaceae
Source: the annotation of a GenBank genome assembly
AUGAAUUGCUCUGUCUCUUUAAAAGCAGGUCGGGACAGGGAUGACCAAGGAAAGCCAGAUGACAAUAAAUACAAGGGAGGCGUCUAUAUGGUUUUUGAUUACAUGGAUCAUGAUCUGACUGGACUCGCUGAUAGUGGUGAACUGAGAUUUACUAUUCCUCAGAUCAAGUGUUACAUGAAACAACUGCUCACUGGGCUUCACUAUUGUCAUGUGAAUCAAGUUCUUCACCGUGAUAUAAAAGGCUCAAAUCUCCUUAUUGACAAUGAGGGCAAUCUAAAGCUGGCAGAUUUUGGGCUUGCAAGAUCGUAUUCUCAUAAUCAUACUGGAAAUCUCACAAAUCGUGUCAUCACACUGUGGUAUAGGCCCCCUGAAUUACUACUCGGGGCCACAAAAUAUGGCCCAGCCGUUGACAUGUGGUCGGUUGGUUGCAUAUUUGCUGAACUCUUGGAUGCAAAACCAAUCUUGCCUGGGCAAAAUGAGCAAGAGCAACUGAAGAAGAUUUUUGAGCUUUGCGGAUCACCUGAUGAAAAAAUUUGGCCUGGGGUUUCCAAGAUGCCUUGGUAUAACAAUUUCAAGCCCACAACGCCUUUGAAGAGACGCGUGAGAGAGUCCAUCCGCCAGUCAGUAACCUUCGAUCGCCAUGCUAUUGACCUACUGGAGAAAAUGUUGGUGCUUGACCCAUCAAAGGUAUUAGAGAUACUUAUCCCUUAUUGGCAGCGAAUACCUGUAAACCGAACUUUGCCUCCUAUUGUGACUUCAAGUCAGGACGCUAGAAUAUCUGCACAGGAUGCUCUUGAUGCCGAGUACUUUUGGACUGAGCCGUUGCCAUGUGACCCAAAGAGUCUACCUAGAUAUAAAUCAUCGCAUGAGUUCCAGACAAAGAAAAGGCGGCAACAACAGCGUCAAAGCGAGGAAGUAGCCAAAAGACCGAAACUGCAGCAGUAUCCACAGCAGCAGCACUCUCGCUUGCCUCCAUUUCAACAUGGUGGCCAAUCUCGCCCUGCUCCACAUUGGCCUGCUGGUCCAAACCUUCCCACUAACGCACCGCCGCAAGUACCUGCGGGAUCAAGCCACCACUUCAACGGGAACCUGCAUGGUCCAGACCAGUACCCUCCUAGUGGAAAUCAAAGCGGGGGUUAUAAUCAGAACCGAGGGGGUUACAGCAGCGGAUCGAAUCUUCCAACACAAGGACACGGAGGUCCUUAUGUAGCCGGUCCUAGAGGGCCUAGUGGCGGUGCGUACGGUGUUGGACCACCUAACCACACACAAGGUGGUCAGUAUGGUCAGAACCUAAUGGGAGGUAGUAGAAACCGAUGGCAACAGUAG